Messenger RNA from Pocillopora damicornis (cauliflower coral), 861 nucleotides. RefSeq lists its product as uncharacterized. Lineage: Eukaryota; Metazoa; Cnidaria; Anthozoa; Scleractinia; Pocilloporidae. The record is from RefSeq and is a predicted model, not a curated record.
AUGGGCCUAAUCGCUCACUGUGGCAAACCACGUGUUAUCUACUCGGGCAAUGGAGGCACCUUUAUCAAGGCUGUGAAAUGGCUUUGCCAAUUGCAAGGAGAUGAGCACCUCCAAGGUCUCCUUGAAGAUUACAACAUCACCUGGAGAUUUAACUUAAGCAAGGCUCCAUGGUGUGGAGGACAAUUCGAGCGGUCGAUUGGAGUCAUAAAGUCUGCCAUGUACAAAUUUAUUGGGGGAGGUAUAGUCACCUGGACUGAGCUAAGCAAAGUACUGUUCAAAGUGGAAACACAAAUCAAUCGACGCCCAUUAAGUUAUCUAAUAGAUGAUGUUGAGCUACCAACACUUACACCAUCAACAUUCCUGUUCCAGCGAACCAGUCAGUUGCCAGAAGAGAAAACAUGGAGGAUUGAGAAACUGGACCAACACAAACGCACUAAAUACCUCAUGAACUGCAAGAACAGUCUCUGGAGACGGUGGCAGAGAGAAUAUUUAACAGCUUUAAAGGAGUGGCACAACCUGACACACAAGGCCGCCAAACUUCAGCCAAAUGUUGCAUAUGUUGUAAUUAUAAAGACCGAAAGCAAGAAUUGUAGGAGUUGGCCACCGGCAAUAGUGAACAAAACGUAUCUCGCGAGGGACGGAAUCAUCCAUGCAGUUCAACUCAAAACAGCAAACGGCAUGCUAGAAAGGCCUGUUCAGCACCUGUACCCUCUUGAGCUAAACUCUAAUCAGGCUUGGGAAACACAAGCAGGCACUCCCACAGCCGAUUUGAACCCAAAUGCACUAGUGUUCAGGCUGAGACGGGAUGCUGCAGUUGUUGCCAGAGCCCAGAUCCAGCACCUUGCUGAGGAUGAACAAUGA